AAGAUGCUGGCUGUGACCGUGCUAGUUUGUUCCAUGAUGGCGCUGAGUGAAGCUGCUGCUCGUCCAGAAGCAGAGGCUGGAAAUGUGAUUGCACCUGUAAUUCAAGAGGGAAAGAGCCCCGUGGUCCAAAGGCUCACUUCCUGUCCCAGUGGUUGGACUGGUUACAAAGGCAGCUGUUUCCACUAUAUUCCAACUGCCAUGACUUGGGCUAGAGCUGAGAAAAACUGUCAGUCCAUGGGGGCAAACCUUGCCUCAGUGCACAGCGCUGAGGAGUAUCAUGAACUCCAAAGGAUGAUAGUGUCAAUCACUCAUGCAUAUCGAGAAACAUGGAUUGGAGGAUCUGAUGCACAAGAGGAGGGUGUUUGGUUGUGGAGUGAUGGUUCAUCUUUCAACUAUCGGCACUGCGGAGGGUUUGAUAACUGGGGAGGCAAGCAGCACUGUUUGCAAAUGAAUUAUGGAGGUCAAAAGUGCUGGGAUGACUGUCAGUGCUCCUAUAAAAGACCAUUUGUCUGUGCCAAAAAAAUCUGAGGAUUCCUGUGCUGACACAGAGCCACGAAGACAUCUGUCUUUGUACCAUCAGUCUCACAUCGAGCUGAUGUUUCUUUAUUUACUUUCAUAGCUUUAACGCUGUAACACUGUUUAAGGAACGAAGCGACAAGCAACAUAAACUGGAGCUGGACUGUCUCUUGUGUCUUUAAUGAGAGCAGAUUGUGUUAUGAAAAGAAUGCUUUAAGCACAACCUUACAUAUAUUCUGCAGAGUGAACUGAUAUUUCUUUAUGCAACAAUAAAAGGCAUUGGAACAA
Molecule: messenger RNA, 804 nt
Organism: Dicentrarchus labrax (European seabass)
Lineage: Eukaryota; Metazoa; Chordata; Actinopteri; Moronidae
Product: galactose-specific lectin nattectin-like
Exons: 6
Coding region: 4-528 (174 amino acids)
Molecular function (GO): signaling receptor activity
Source: RefSeq, a predicted model, not a curated record